Exophiala oligosperma is the source of this 9020-nucleotide messenger RNA. RefSeq lists its product as uncharacterized. Lineage: Eukaryota; Fungi; Ascomycota; Eurotiomycetes; Chaetothyriales; Herpotrichiellaceae. The record is from RefSeq and is a predicted model, not a curated record. Gene Ontology annotation, biological process: DNA repair. The coding region runs from base 146 to 8908 and encodes 2920 amino acids. The transcript has 5 exons. Gene Ontology annotation, molecular function: protein binding; protein serine/threonine kinase activity.
CAGGCUUUAUGGCGUCUUUCCGUUUGACUAUACCAGUCGGUCUUCAAAAAUCAGAUACCCUGGUCAGCGAAACCCCAUAAAUCUGCGCCUGAACGAAAAAUGUUCCUUGAUAGGGAGUAUUUAUUGACCGUCCGAGGCUGGAGAGAUGGCGGAGGUCAAACUUAUCGUGGCAGCCAUUGGAAAGCUAGAGGCUGAUACACAACGUGUCCGAACCGAAGGUCUUGAAGCUUUGAAAAGCGCACUCUGCCAAGGCAGGACCACAUCUCGAAUCAACGUCCUAGAAGAUGAUGUCUUCCACAAGAUCUUUGAAUUGCUUUACACCAUCAUUGCCAGAGAGAAGUCAGCUUUCACCCGUGCUGUCAAGCCAACGACGAAGAAUAAUGCUGCAUCUCGUCUCGAAGUCGCUGCAGCAGCCUUUAGACUCGUUGUGGAGGCAGGAUCUUCUAACGUGUCUUUCAAAACUGCACUGUCCGUUCUAGACCAUGUUGUUGACACUUUGCCUUUGUCAGAUGGGUCCUUCUGCAAGCCCCUCAAGACCGACUAUCUCAAGGCCUUCCGUUCCAUCUUGGAAUAUUCUCCCCAUGCAGAGCAUAUGCGUCCUAAAAACUGGCAAGGCUAUGUUGACUUCGUUCUGGAGGCAUUGUCCUUAGGUCUUGAGGAUGACCAAGUAGAUGAUGAUCUUGUGACUAGCCGAGAGACUAGUAUGGCCUCUCGAUCCGGCUUGCAAUUAUCCAUACGCCACAGUCAACGGAGUAGGAGGACCCUUGGAAAAGACAUUGCUUCAUACGUUGAAGAUCUCGCUGUCGCCUUGAAAGGUCUUACAUCUGUGACAAAUGCACCAGUCCCAACACGCUCUGCAGCCAUCGCCGAGGUACUGAUCUCUCUUUUGAACUCGACUACCCGGGGACAAGAGCCUUUAUUUGAGAUCUUGAACAACAUUAUCUUUGUUUCAUUGACAGAGAAUGUCGCCUUGAUACGGUCAAUGCUAAUGGAGCUCAUUCCGAUCAUACGGAGGCUUUGGGUCAGCAAGUCAAGUCUGCUGCGGGAACAAAUGCUCAUCACGCUAUUCACAUGUCGGUACUUCUUUCUCUCCACAAGCGAGCCGUGGCCACACGUUGGUGUUGAUCGUAUUGAAGCUCUCAUGCGAACCAUUCUGUCCGAGUAUCAUCAUCGCAACGAGAGAGAAAUCCUACACUUUGACGAUAUGCGCCCUGACGCCGAGGGAAGUGAUCAGCCGCUGCGACUCAGACAAUUCCUACCAUUGAGAGAAUCAUCUCGAGCUUUGUCAUGCUUUAUGACCCUCUCAGUCGUUUCAUGUCUUAUUUUGGGAUUAGUCGCCUCUGGUAAAUCGAUGCGACCUGAGCAGUAUUCUGAAGACACAUCUCGGAAACGGCAGAAGACCCAAAGCCCUUUCGACGAAGUUUUACAAAGCGCUGCAGUUAGUCCAGGUCAGGAGAGGCUGGUUAGCUUGCAGAUCUUACUUUUCCUCCUUGAUCAACCACACACACUCGAUGAGAAGCUCUUUGUCGGAGUUUCCAAAUUGAUACCGGCGUUGACUCACGAAGAUGGCAAUGUACAAACCUGGACGUUUCUGAUUUUCUCACGAGUAUUAGUCUCUCCACAGUCCACUACAAGUUCGUCAAUCGACUGGUUGCGGGUUUAUGAGGCUGCGCAGGGAGCAUUGUCUAUCCCAGCGGCAGCUCGAGCAGCCUGCCAACUUCUCAAUGUCAUUUUGGAGACGGAGGUUCUUGGCUCUGCACUGACGGGAGCAUCUCUCCACAAUGCUGUGUUCGGAGGAUCUAACAAUGGACCCUGUUUAUUCACCGAUACCGCCUUGACCCUCUUGACUACUGCUCUUGGAUCUGGUUUAUUUGAGACUGGGAAGCUCUUUGAAGACUUCUGUCUGAAAACCCUGAGUUGGUUGACCGCCAGGUGGACUCUUCCUCCUACACUUGAUCGCCUGUCCAACUCGCAAAUUGCGUUUCAUGGCCGACCCUCUCUCUUGUACCUGCUUUUGACGUCUAUGUGUGGCUCUUAUGAUAGACCCUUGCCUCGAGAGGACUGGUCACCUUCGCACCCGUUGUGGCGAGCAUCAUUGAUUCCAUUUGAUGAUCUUGACUUUCUGCGUUACCUUCUCUGUCUCCCUCCACAUGAGCCCAAAGGUGCUCAAACCCUGGGACAUGGAAGUCCUCAGAUUGACUCCGUUACAGCUUCCCACACCACAAAGGCUGUUAUCGACUUUCUGAACGGCCGAUUAUCCGACUUUAUGUGUUCAUGGGAAAGUAUACGAUCUGAGCGAGGUUUCAAUAUCACAAGUGAUAUUGCAACAAUACUGGCCGUGGCAUCUACCGUAGCCACCGGUGUUUGGACCAAAACCGGCAAGCAUUCUCAAAGUGCUCAGCAAGAUCCGUCCCACGCCAAAAGCCGUGACACGAUUGAGGCUUUUACCAGAGACCAGAGUGAAGACAUGCGCAGACUAGUGACCGGACGUUUCUGCGAGUCGACCUUGCAGAUAUACGAUAAAAUUGUCCAGAGCGAUGAUGAAGCCGCUCCUGAGGCAUACCAACCGGUGAUAGAGUUAGCAUUGAGACUCACAAGCUUGGUCACCGACCAGGAUACGACAAGCUCAGAUUCAAAAAACCUAUCUGAUUUUGAAAUCAUGGAUAUAGACACAUGGGAUUCCCAAUCUAGCCAGCGAGGCCAACAUAAUGUCUCAAGUGCCAUGAGGAUUGAUCUGCCGCUUUGUAGCGACACAUCAUCGCUCCUGACAAGAAAUAAGGUGGAGCUUAUCACCGCACUACAGGUAAUCAAGUCAAGUCGUUCUCUCGACCCCGAGACCGCUUCUGUGGUUGUUGAUCAGAUUCUGUCUUUGGAUCCAGAUUCGUUACUCGCUGCCCGUGGCGCUGUCAAGGAUUUUUUCGGCCUAAACCCUGGUGUCACUCGUAUUGACGCUCAUCGACUCCUUGGUGACCUCGCCAAAAGGUACAUGCAAGACUACCGAUUCGAAAGGUGUGAAGCUGCCUUAUGCUUCUGUCUCUCUACUAUGCAGAGUCUUUCAAGAUUAUGGACAACUCGGGAGGAGACUGACGAUCUACGUGAAACUGCACUCGAUAUUUACGACUGGUUUCUGAACACCGCUCUUGGGAAGCAAAUUGCUAGUCGCAGAGUGCUCCUACACAUCACAAACUUGCUAGACUCGCUUAUGAGACAGAAUGCAUCCUUCGAUGAAGAAGAGCUCCCUUCUCCCAGAACUAGCCUACUCCAUAUUUUGAAGGCUGGUAAUGUCACGACGAAAUACGGGUUAGGCAAGAAAUUAACCCGCAUAUUUGAGAAAUAUGUUUUGAGUCAACAUGAGGCUAUUUUCGACGAUAUCGUUGAAAAUCUGCCCUCUGACCCGGAUAACAAGGAAGGUAUUGCCGUUCGGCUCCAUGUCAUAGCACAACUUGGUGCUCAUUGGCAUACUGUACUGCGACAAGCCACUUACCAUACCUUUGAGACGGUCGCAAAUGUACCAUCGACAAUGCCAAUGGCCACAGCUUGCAUUGCAGAGAUGUGUACGACACUUGGCCUGAAAUCACCCCGGGUUUUAUUUGGGCUUUUUGCUCCACAGAUAUUCUACACUUGGCUGAGUAGAGGCUCUCUGGCACAAAUUCCUUACCUUGCUUUCAGCUACAUUUCUCUUAAGGAGCUUGCGUUGGACAAUAUCGCAGAACUCGUUGGUCAGAUUGCACUCCGAGGCUCGAGCCAUGCGGAAGAGCUUGCGGUUCUUGUCGAACAAGAGUGGUUGUCCCUUCUGUCCGAUCAUUUUCCGUAUGCUGAAGCCUAUACCCUUGCGUCUGAAACCAGUGUACCGAAACAAGAGCGCAUCUACGAUGGAUCAGAGAAACUGAUACGUAAACAACUUGGAUCUGAAUCUUAUUUGAGGCUGUUACGUUACAAUCUUCCCGAGAUUGUCGCUCGUCUGGUAAUAACGCUGCAAGAUGACCGCGCAAUUGACAAAUCUUUCGAGAAGAAUGACGAAACAUCUGCUCUUUGUGCAUGGCAAGAAAUGGCCUCCAUGUCAGAUUCAAACACACAGAUUCCACUUUCUCAGCAGCCUUCUUUCAGAGCCCGAUGUUUGUUAGACGAACUCAAUUACUUAUACCAACGACUUGAUAUUCAGUCUACCGACGUCUGGACCUCCGCCUUGUUGAUUCAUGUCUAUAGACAGCUGCUCGAGAGAAUAUAUCCAGCACUGGGCUCGUUGCAUGUUUGUAGCAUCAUUCGGAAGAUUCGUAUUGCAGUCAGCCUUGCAGGCCCAGUUGCCCUGGAAGGCUAUCCACUGGAAAUGAUUUUGCACAAUCUGCGACCAUAUCUUACGAUGUUUGAGUGUGCCGAGGACACAAUGGCGAUUUACCAGUAUUUGUUAAAAGCUGGGAAGGCCUAUCUCAACAAAAAUCCAUCCUUCAUUGCUGGCUUAGGUGUAGCAAUCUUCACUUCUCUUAUUGGCUUCAUGGGUUCCUCUCAAGAUAGCACGACCCAGGAAAUUCAUUUCGUUUCGACAAUGAACAAGGCGCAGGCCUUUCGAAGCUACCUUGGUGAUUAUCUCGACUCUAUGAGUCUCGCAGAGGGAACUGAAAAGGCGAGGUCGACCUUCCAGUCUCUUGUGCAACACGCCAAAGCCAUAACAUCCUCAGGGAACAGCUCAAAAAGUUCAAGCGAAGGAAGCCUGCUGCAAGUUCUUCUCGCUGAUAGAGCCUCAGAGGAACCUUUACUUACAAAUAUCCACUUUGACAUCGCUAUUGGUAUUCUGUGUCAGCAUUUCCAGCCUGCAACCAGCCGUUCGGAUGAUAUUCUUGAAGAUGAUCUCCAAGCAGCGCAGUUCUCUCCUAUCUUAGGCACAAUCGUCAAAAGGAUCAACUUGAACCAGCCAUUCCGCAUAUGGACUGCAGAAAUAAUUGGCCGGGGGCAUAUCAUGCGCGGCUUGCGCUUUAAUGCUAGAAGGGAAAAAUCGAUCGAAUAUCCUUCAGACGUAACCCAAGUUGAGCCGGAUCAGGACGCCAUACAUUCUUAUACCAGUAUUGUUGAGUUUCUUUUAGAUCUCAUAUGGGGCUCCGACUUUACUGCCUCAGCCUAUGCCGAAAAAACUCUGCAACUGAUAUUCAGUGGCAUGCCCGAUAGAUCUCAAGAUGAUGUGCUCCAACAAAAAGUCGAAAGGGAUUUGAUUCAUCAGCUGAAGUACAAGCAUUUCCCAUGUCCUGCGAUCCCUCUCCCACAACCAAGUAUCCUGACUGCGGAAAGACUGCCCUCCUCCACCCACGAGAAUGGGAGUUGGGCUAGUGAUAUCGUGGCUGAAAUCAGUGACUCUGCAGCUCACGAUCCAGUUUUGAGCUUUCUCAAGCCCAUUGCGCUUGCACUCUCGGGUUCCGCGGACAUCUUACUACCAUUUGCCGCGCACCUGGUUCUUCUCCGAGAGAUAAAUGCGCAGCAGACAUUCAAAGACAAAUUAUCCCACGGGUUCACAAGUGUUUUCCAUUCGGGCUCACGAUCGCCCGAAAAGCCACGUCGACUAGCUUUGCAAACUCUCUUAUACCUGCAAAGAUGCCGAUUUCCAAAUGAGACCAAUAUUACUGCGCGGAAUUCUUGGCUCGAUAUUGACUUGGGUGAUGCUGCCAUUGCUGCGGCCGAAUGCCGAAUGUGGCAUGAAGCACUCUUGUUGUUAGAACUGCAGCACUCGUAUGCCGGGCUACAAUCUGGCCGCUCGUCCCGAAGGUCAUUUGCAAGCGCCAAAAGCGUCCCUGGAGAAGUGGUUGCGAAAGUUUAUGAAAAUGUUGACGACCCUGACUUCUUCUAUGGUAAAAAACAAGAAUUCGACCUUGCUGAAGUCGUCAGCAAAAUGACACAUGAAGGCGCAAGCCAAACAUCGCUUUCUCUGCACAGCGCAAUGCUUGACACGCGGUUGAGAAUGGGCGACCAGGGGCAGUCUUUUGCUUCCAUUGCACAAGUUACUGCAUCCUCGUUGAGUGCCGCAAACAUGCAAGGUAUUUCUGAAGCUGUAAGACAAUACUACGAAGAUUCUGGCAACAACACGGAGCUUGCUAUGGGACUGCUGCCCAACAGUGACUGGGACGUCCAGCCCAUGAAUCGAUCAAUCACAUACUCCAAGGACAUGUCCACCUGGCUACAAGAUCUCUAUCACACGACCAAGAAGCAGGAUUUGAUCGAUAAAUUAGAUCAAUCCUUACUUUUACUCAUUGAUGACAUGGAAGCCAGCGUUUCCGGCAAUGCUCAGACCAGCGAUAUCUUGACACAUUUGGCCAUACGUGGAGAAAUCAAGCAGAUCAUGUUGGCAAAAAGUCCGGAAGACUUGGAAGUUGUGUGGGCGAGAAUUGAGGCAAGGGAUGAGCGGGUCAAGCUAGUCGAGUUCGAAAGACUGUCUCCAAUACUUGAUGGAAGAGAAUCAUCAUUUGCUGCCAUGCGGCGGAACGUCAAUCUGCAAGCCGCUUUCUCCUUGAGUCCAAACCAAGCCCUCCGCAAUGAGGUUCGGGCAGCCAGACACUCACUUGAGCUAGCAUCCAAGUUUGAUGUGCCACAAUUCUGUCUAAAUCGAACUUUGUACUUGUCAGAACUCAAUCAGGUAGCCAAUCAAUCGGGAUUGGAGGUAGAUGUUGCCGUCCGAUACGACCUUGCAAGAACAUUGUGGUCCCAGGAUGAAACAGCUGUUUCGAUUGGCAUCUUGCAAAAGUUGAAGGAGCGCGAUGAUACGGCCAAACAAGCCAUUCCGGUCACGAGAGCAGCCAUCUUGACUGAACUUGGUCACAGGAUCGCCGAGGCUCGCCUCGAGAAGCCAGAUGAAAUUAUUUCCCGAUACCUUAUACCUUCGUUUGAGGAGAUACGCGGCCACGAGAACGGAUCAGAGGCUGGCAGGGUUUACCACAACUUUGCAAGUUUCUGUGACACGCAACUUCAAGACACUGACAAUCUGGACGACUUUACCAGAAUCAGCAAGAUCAGAGAUCGCAAAGACCAGGAGGUCCGAGAACUUGAACAAAUGUACAAGAGCAGCCGUGAUGAUCGACAAAAGAAACAAUUGAAGAUACACCUGGACAGAGCACGAACGUGGUUCAAGAUUGAUGAUGAGGAAUGGAAACGCGUGCGGAGCAAUCGAGAAGAACUCAUACUAAAUUGCCUGGAGAACUACCUUCUUUCGAUGAAGGCAUCUGAUGACUACCCGAACGAUACUCUUCGACUUCUGGCUUUGUGGCUCAAUCAAGCGGAAAGUCGAGAAGCGAAUAAGGUGGUUGGCAAACAUUUACCUGGUGUGCCUACUAUUAGAUUCGCCCCCCUGGUCAAUCAGCUUUCGUCGCGCUUGCUCGACAUCAAAGAUGAUUUCCAAAAAAACCUUAUGGAUCUGAUGUUUCGAAUCUGCUCUGACCACCCCUACCACAGCCUCUAUCAACUUUUUGCUGCGAGUAAGAGCAAGGCACUGAAACAAGAUGAGGUUGCUGUCUCUCGCAACCAUGCCGCCAUCAGACUGUCUGAAAUAGUCAACAAGAAGAGUGUCUCAGCUGCAAUCUGGGUGGCGCUCCACAACUCUUGCAUCCAAUUCCACCGAGUUGCUUCGGAGAGCCUUUCAGAGAAGGAGAAACGACAGGGCUCGAAAAUUCAACUACGGAAACUGCAAUCUGGUCAGAAACUUGAGAACGUCUUAUCCGAGGCUCACACUAGGAUCGCUCCGCCAACCUUGAAUAUCCCUCUCCGGCCUGAUCACGACUAUUCGAGUGUGCCUACAUUUGUAAAGUUCGACCCAAUGAUUUCUAUCGCUGGUGGGUUGUCGAAUCCCAAGAUCGUCACCAUGACUGCUUCCGAUGGGCAGCGAUACAAGAUGCUUCUCAAAAGCGGAAAUGAUGAUUUACGUCAAGAUGCGAUCAUGGAACAAGUCUUUCAACAAGUUUCGGAUCUUCUCAAAGACCACCGUGCCACUCGACAGCGGAAUUUGGACAUUCGAACAUACAAAGUCAUUCCCUUGACAACGAAUUCGGGUAUCAUUGAGUUCGUCAAAGACACUCUCCCACUGCAUGACUACCUUCUACCAGCCCAUGAACGCUUCUUCCCGAAGGACUACAAGCCCAACAAAUGCAGGAAAGAGAUUGCGGAAGUUCAGACGAAAGGUCUGGAGCAACGUCUCCGUACCUACCGAACUGUCACGGCCAACUUUCAUCCAGUCAUGCGCUUCUUCUUCAUGGAGAGAUUCCCCGAUCCCGACGAUUGGUUCUACAAGAGAUUGAACUACAGCCGCUCCAUGGCCGCGGUCAGCAUCCUCGGUCAUGUUCUGGGGCUUGGUGAUCGACACGGCCACAAUAUCCUCCUCGACGAGAACUCGGGUGAAGUGGUCCACAUCGAUUUGGGCGUGGCGUUUGAAGCGGGUCGAGUCUUGCCGAUUCCAGAAGUCGUGCCCUUCCGUUUGACACGAGACCUGGUCGACGGUAUGGGUCUGACCGGCGUCGAGGGUGUUUUUCGGCGGUGCUGCAAUUUCACGCUCGAAGCGUUGCGUGUGGACCAAGAAUCCAUCAUGACCAUCUUGGAUGUGCUCAGGUACGAUCCCUUGCACACGUGGUCCAUCUCGCCCUUGCGACUACAGAGGAUGCAAGAAAACAACGAACAAGCCGAAGCCACCGCAGCAGGUGCCGGCGCUGGUGCCUCUGUUGCCGCCGGUGUCGAUGGUGGUGGCGGUGGUAUGUUGCCACAUGAUUUGGCGAGUCGAAGAGAAGCCAAUGAGCCUAGCGAGGCAGACCGUGCCUUGACCAUCGUCGCGAAGAAACUGGGCAAAGCGUUGAGCGUGGAGGCCACCGUGAAUGAACUGAUCCGACAAGCGACGGAUGAAAGAAACCUUGCAGCGUUGUUUUGUGGAUGGGCGGCUUAUGCGUAGUGCGUGACCGAUGAAGAUUUCAAGAUGAGAAGAAAUGUUGAAUAUGCAAUCGAAAAUGCAGAAGAGACUGUCAAGUUGAAUUGGGGGUUUUCGGGGCCUUCAAGAGGUAGAC